GGGCUACCCUUCGUCAUUAAUUGUUUAUCUGAUAAUCCGAUAUGUUCAUAAGAACAGAAUUAUGGAAAUCAUGGAAUAUUUUGAUUCUCUGCUGGCGUCUCAAGAUCAUCUUAUUUCAGAUAUAAGAGCAAAAUACUACUUGAAAAACUCGAAGCUGAUAUACAUGAUUGGAAGAACCUACAUCGUUAGUUUUUCGAUCUGUGCUGUAAUUAUAACGAUGUUUCAGGCAUACUAUUCCGCCAACAACCUCCCAUUAUUCUACUCUAUUCCUGGAAUUCCCAGAGAAAGCAUCUUCUUCUAUCCAGUGAACCUUAUUUACCAACUUCCUACUUUCUGGAUUGUUUAUGAAAUGUAUUUGACAUCAGAUAUCAUUCUCGUUUCCCUAAUAAUAUACUUCGAUGCGGAAAUGAUGUCAAUUGCAGAUCUCAUCGCAACAAUGAAUACUCCAAACUUAUCCGAAAGUGAACUGGGUUUAAUCUUGAAGAAAACAUUGGAAACUCACGUUGUCCUGACAAAAUUCGCUGAAGAUCUGAAAGCACUCUUGUGGCAUUGUUAUCUUAUCAAACUGUUCAUGGUUACUUUUCUCUUAAUCUCUGGAAUGUUCUUGAUUCAGAUUGACGUCAAUUGGUUUAUCCCAGCUGUGCUUAUAAUCCUUGUUGGAAUUAUAAAUUGCUUUAUAAUGUGCUUCCUUGGUCAGUUCCUCUUGGACGGAUCGGAACUGAUGUCGGAAAGUCUUUACAUGAUGAAAUGGCACGAAAUGAAGACAAGCGACCAAAAGGCUCUUCUGAUGCUCAUGAUCAGUUUUGACAGACAUCUCAAAGUGGAGACUUUCGGCUUCGGUACAAUCAACUACAAUACUUUCGUCCAAAUCUGCAAGGCUUCAUUUUCUUACGCUACCAUUUUUUACGCGCUCCUCAAGUAACCCUUGAACACUUGCAAUAUGCGGGAGGUUUUAUAAUGUUGCAAAGUUGUAUGAGCAUUUGAAUAAAACACGCUUUUAAUGU
Molecule: messenger RNA, 1004 nt
Organism: Phlebotomus argentipes
Lineage: Eukaryota; Metazoa; Arthropoda; Insecta; Diptera; Psychodidae
Product: putative odorant receptor 83c
Exons: 2
Coding region: 62-922 (286 amino acids)
Biological process (GO): sensory perception of smell; detection of chemical stimulus involved in sensory perception of smell
Cellular component (GO): plasma membrane
Molecular function (GO): odorant binding; olfactory receptor activity
Source: RefSeq, a predicted model, not a curated record